AUGAAGGAGAGCCUCAGGGAGUCGUCACAAAGUCUCCUUGGUGGUCAAGACAACCUCCUGUUAUCAUACCCUGGUGGUCAAGACAACUUCCUGUUAUCAUACCCUGGUGGUCAAGACAACCUCCUGUUAUCAUACCCUGGUGGUCAAGACAACCUCCUGUUAUCAUACCCUGGUGGUCAAGACAACUUCCUGUUAUCAUACCCUGGUGGUCAAGACAACCUCCUGUUAUCAUACCCUGGUGGUCAAGACAACCUCCUGUUAUCAUACCCUGGUGGUCAAGACAACCUCCUGUUAUCAUACCCUGGUGGUCAAGACAACCUCCUGUUAUCAUACCCUGGUGAACUAUACGACGAGCAGCACCUCCUGGGCCGGACACGAAGACCAGCACCUCCUGGGCCGGACACGAGACCAGCACCUCCUGGGCCGGACACGAAGACCAGCACCUCCUCGGCCGGACACAGACCAGCACCUCCUGGGCCGGACACGAAGACCAGCACCUGGGCCGGACACGAAGACCAGCACCUCCUGGGCCGGACACGAAGACCAGCACCUCCUGGGCCGGACGAGACCAGCACCUCCUGGGCCGGACACGAGACCAGCACCUCCUGGGCCGGACACGAGACCAGCACCUCCUGGGCCGGACACGAGACCAGCACCUCCUGGGCCGGACACCGAGACCAGCACCUCCUCGGCCGGACACGAAGACCAGCACCUCCUCGGCCGGACACGAGACCAGCACCUCCUGGGCCGGACACGAGACCAGCACCUCCUCGGCCGGACACGAGACAGCACCUCCUGGGCCGGACGAGACCAGCACCUCCUGGGCCGGACACGAGACCAGCACCUCCUGGGCCGGACACAGACCAGCACCUCCUGGGCCGGACACGAAGACCAGCACCUCCUGGGCCGGACACGAAGACCAGCACCUCCUGGGCCGGACACGAAGACCAGCACCUCCUCGGCUGGACACGAAGACCAACCUCCUCGGCCGGACGCAGAGCCAGCACCUCCUGGGCCGGACACGAAGACCAGCACCUCCUCGGCCGGACACGAAGACCGCACCUCCUCGGCCGGACACGAGACCAGCACCUCCUGGGCCGGACACGAAAACCAGCACCUCCUCGGCCGGACACGAGACCAGCACCUCCUGGGCCGGACACGAAGACCAGCACCUCCUGGGCGGACACAAAGACCAGCACCUCCUCGGCCGGACACGAAGACCAGCACCUCCUCGGCGGACACGAGACCAGCACCUCCUCGGCCGGACACGAAGACCAGUACCUCCUCGGCGGACACGAGACCAGCACCUCCUGGGCCGGACACGAACCAGCACCUCCUCGGCCGGACACGAACCAGCACCCUGGGCCGGACACGAAGACCAGCACCUCCUGGGCCGGGCACGAGACCAACUUCUCGGCCGGACACGAACAGCACCUCCUCGGCCGGACACCAAGACCAGCACCUCCUCGGCCGGACGAAGACCAGCACCUCCUCGGCGGACCGAAGACCAGCACCUCCUGGGCCGGACACGAGACCAGCACCUCCUGGGCCGGACACGAAGACCAGCACCUCCUGGGCCGGACACAAGACCAGCACCUCCGGGGCUGGACACAGGACCAGCACCUCCUGGGCCGGACACAAGACCAGCACCUCCUGGGCCGGACACGAAGACCAGCACCUCCUGGGCCGGACACAAGACCAGCACCUCCUGGGCCCAAAGACCAGCACCGGGGCCGGACACAGACCAGCACCUCCUGGACGGACACAAGACCACCCUCCUGGGCGGCACGAAGACCAGCACCUCCUGGGCCGGACACAAAGACCAGCACCUCCUGGGCGGACACAAGACCAGCACCUCUGGGCCGGACACGAAGACCAGUACCUCCGGGGCCGGACACAAAGACCAGCACCUCCUGGCGGACACAAGACCAGCACCUCGUGGCCGGACACAAGACCAGCACCUCCUGGGCCGGACACGAGACCAGCACCUCCUGGGCCGGACACAAGACCAGCACCUCCUCGGCCGGACGAAGACCAGCACCUCCUCGGCCGGACACGAGACCAGCACCUCCUGGGCCGACACGAGACCAGCACCCUGGGCCGGACACGAGACCAGCACCUCCUGGGCCCGGACACGAAGACCAGCACCUCCUGGGCGGACACGAAAACCAGCACCUCCUGGGCGGACACAGCCAGCACCUCCUGGGCCGGACACGAGACCAGCACUUCCUGGGCCGGACACGAAGACCAGCACCUCCUGGGCCGGACACGAAGACCAGCACCUCCUCGGCCGGACACGAAGACCAGCACCUCCUCGGCCGGACACGAAGACCAGCACCUCCUGGGCCGGACACGAGACCAGCACCUCCUCGGCCGGACACGAGACCAGCACCUCCUGGGCCGGACACGGAGACCAGCACCUCCUGGGCCGGACACGAGACCAGCACCUCCUGGGCCGGACACGAGACCAGCACCUCCUGGGCCGGACACCGGACCAGCACCUCCUCGGCCGGACACGAGACCAGCACCUCCUCGGCCGGACACGAGACCAGCACCUCCUGGGCCGGACACGAAGACCAGCACCUCCUCGGCCGGACACGAAGACCAGCACCUCGCUGGGCCCGAAGACCAGCACCUCCUGGGCCGGACACAAAACCAGCACCUCCUCGGCCGGACACGAAGACCAGCACCUCCUGGGCCGGACACGAAGACCAGCACCUCCUGGGCCGGACACAAAGACCAGCACCUCCUCGGCCGGACACGAGACCAGCACCUCCUCGGCCGGACACGAAGACCAGCACCUCCUCGGCCGGACACGAAGACCAGCACCUCCUGGGCCGGACACGAGACCAGCACCUCCUGGGCCGGACACGAGACCAGCACCUCCUCGGCCGGACACGAACACCAGCACCUCCUGGGCCGGACACGAAGACCAGCACCUCCUGGGCCGGACACGAGACCAGCACCUCCUCGGCCGGACACGAGACCAGCACCUCCUCGGCCGGACACGAGACCAGCACCUCCUCGGCCGGACACGAGACCAGCACCUCCUCGGCCGGACACGAGACCAGCACCUCCUGGGCGGACACGAACCAGCACCUCCUGGGCCGGACACGAGACCAGCACCUCCUGGGCCGGACACAAGACCAGCACCUCGGGGCCGGACACGAAGAGCCACCUCCUGGGCCGGACACAAAGACCAGCACCUCCUGGGCCGGACACAGACCAGCACCUCCUGGGCCGGACACAAAGACCAGCACCUCCUGGGCCGGACACAAGACCAGCACCUCCGGGGCCGGACAGGAAGACCAGCACCUCCUGGACCGGACACAAAGACCAGCACCUCGGGCGGACACGAAGACCAGCACCUCCUGGGCCGGACACAAAGACCAGCACCUCCUGGGCCGGACACAAGACCAGCCUCCUGGGCCGGACACGAGACCAGUACCUCCGGGCCGGACACAAAGACCAGCACCUCCUGGGCCGGACACGAAGACCAGUACCCUCCGGGGCCGGACACAAGACCAGCACCUCCUGGCCCGGACACAAGACCAGCACCUCCUGGGCCGGACACAAAGACCAGCACCUCCGGGGCCGGACACGAACCAGCACCUCCUGGGCCGGACACAAAGACCAGCACCUCCGGGCCGGACACGAAGACCAGCACCUCCUGGGCCGGACACGAAGACCAGCACCUCCUGGGCUGGACACAAAGACCAGCACCUCCUGGGCCGGACACGAGGACCAGCACCUCCUGGCCGGACACAAAGACCAGCACCUCCUGGGCCGGACACGAAGACCAGCACCUCCUCGGCGGACACAAAGACCAGCACCUCCUGGGCCGGACACGAAGACCAGCACCUCCUCGGCCGGACACAAAGACCAGCACCUCCUGGGCCGGACACAAAGACCAGCACCUCCUCGGCGGACACGAAGACCAGCACCUCCUGGGCCGGACACCAAGACCAGCACCUCCUCGGCCGGACACAAAGACCAGCACCUCCUGGGCCGGACACAAAGACCAGCACCUCCUGGGCCGGACACAAGACCAGCACCUCCUCGGCCGGACACAAAGACCAGCACCUCCUCGGCCGGAACACAAAGACCAGCACCUCCUCCUGGGCCGGACACAGACCAGCACCUCCUGGAGGACGAAGACCAGCACUCCGGGGCCGGACACGAGACCAGCACCUCCUGGGCCGGGCACGAACCAGCACCUCCUGGGCCGGACACGAGACCAGCACCUCCUGGGGCAGACGGACCAGCACCUCCUGGGCCGGACACGAAGACCAGCACCUCCUGGGCAGGCUGGUGACCCCUGAGGUGACUCGUUGUAUUAUAAGGCAGGAAGGGACGUGUUUCAUCCAGCUUCGUCACGGCCCUCACGAACCUGCUGACGGACUGCCGACACUCUUAACAUUAGUCGAGUUUAUCGUACAAGUUGAACCGUUGACGACUUUGGGAGAGCUCCACCAACUUCACCAAGCCAUCAACUUCACCAAGCCAUCAACUUCACCAAGCCACCAACUUCACCAAGCCAUCAACUUCACCAAGCCACCAACUUCACCAAGCCAUCAACUUCACCAAGCCAUCAACUUCAUCAAGCCAUCAACUUCAUCAAGCCAUCAACUUCACCAAGCCAUCAACUUCACCAAGCCAUCAACUUCACCAAGCCACCAACUUCACCAAACCACCAACUUCACCAAGCCACCAACUUCACCAAGCCACCAACUUCACCAAGCCAUCAACUUCACCAAACCAUCAACUUCACCAAGCCAUCAACUUCACCAAGCCAUCAACUUCACCAAGCCAACAACUUCACCAAACCAUCAACUUCACCAAACCAUCAACUUCACCAACCCAUCAACUUCACCAAGCCAACAACUUCACCAAGCUUCAUCAACUUCACCAAGCCAUCAACUUCACCAAACCAUCAACUUCACCAAGCCAUCAACUUCACAAGCCAUCAACUUCACCCAACAACUUCACCAAGCCAACAACUUCACCAAGCCAUCAACAAUUCAGCCAUCACCACUUCACCAAGCCAUCAACUUCACCAAGCCAUCAGCCAUUCACCAAGCCAUCAACUUCACCAAAACAUCAACUUCACCAAACCAUCACCUUCACCAAGCCAACAACUUCACUAAGCCAUCAACUUCACCAAGCCAUCAACUUCACCAAGCCAUCAACUUUACCAAGCCAUCAACUUCACCAAGCCACCAACUUCACCAAGCCAUCAACUUCACCAAGCCACCAACUUCACCAAGCCAUCAACUUCACCAAGCCAACAACUUCACCAACACAAUCCCAACGCUUCAUUACAACCCGGAUCAGGACAACCAUUACAUCAGGGUCAGUGAACGCCUACAGAUAAAGUCCUUCCCUCGCUAA
Molecule: messenger RNA, 5391 nt
Organism: Homarus americanus (American lobster)
Lineage: Eukaryota; Metazoa; Arthropoda; Malacostraca; Decapoda; Nephropidae
Product: collagen alpha-1(I) chain-like
Exons: 4
Coding region: 1-5391 (1796 amino acids)
Source: RefSeq, a predicted model, not a curated record